CUCUUUGUCCAGUCCGAGUCGCCGGUGCCCAAGUAGCAAUAAACCCCGGUGGGGAGGGGGGGGGUUUUCUGAAUUGAUUAGCUGCUCUCUCGGUAUUGGCUAGUUUUGGAUAACCGGCACAUCGCCGCAGCCCUUGAAUGCAGCGCGGUCAAAAGUCACCCAAAGGUUGCAGGGUCACUUCCAAUGAAAAGAUGAGGGGUGCUGCUUCUCAUCGCCUCGGAGCCUCGCGGGGACAAAGAUGAGACGCACACUAUUGAAAAUGUGGCGCUUUACGCCUUCCCACCUGACCGUGGCAUCUCUGAGCUCCGUGUGAAUGAGGGACCGGUGGUAAAUUGACCGACGUCUAGACAAGAAGGACGUAAACAACAUGUUUUGCUAGACGUGAUGCGACACGCCCCGUGUUUUGGUUUCACGCUUUCCGCCUUGCGCUCCAGGCGACUUUUUUUAUUUUAUUUUUUAUUUUGCCUCCUCGAUUUGUGCGACCAAACUAAAGUUCGCAUUGCGUAAAACAUCUGGAGAUAUAUUAUUAGAACUGAAGAUGAAAUUCUAACUACAACAGCUCUGUGCGAGAGGGGAAAAUAAAAACAGCUUAUUGCCUUAUUUAUGAAUGACACCUCUAUAAAUUCUGUCUGGACACGUUUAACGUUGGAUUUCUCACCGGAAUGUGUAGCUCCGUGCGCACGGUUGUUGGGACAGCUUGCCACCACGGCUCCACGUUUUCUUUGAUGUUUUUACAAUGUUUGUCCAGUUGCUUAGCGCAUGGUGCUGCUUCAUAAGACUUUCAGACACUGGACGACUAUGGGGGCGGUCAGAGGGGGCUGCCCUUUCCACCUCCAUUCACACUCUGAAAGGCUGAUGUUGCGUCUUUCUCUCUUCAUUGUGCAGGUUUCGUUCGCCUAUUUCGCCGUUCGGGGAAAUCAAACCUGAAUGAGAGUUUGCCCAUUCUUUCAAGGGUUUUGUUUUGAUGAUCAAUCCGAAGAUUUCAUUUGAGCCAACGGCGUUUUUAAGCGCGUUUCUUGGAUAUAUUUUGAUCAUUAGAUGACCAGUGUGCGGGAACUCGUUCUGAUCUUUUGGCUCGCUUGCUGCAACUCUCCUCUCUGCGCACAGCAAACUGAUUUCCACAAUGUCUACGCACAAAACGGACGACUACACUUUAUUUCGAAUCUGAAGACCUAAAGGAGGAAUGGAUUUACUCGGUGGGCGACUCAUGCAAAAGAGCAAUGAUGUUUAAAUUCCCUCUGCAACUUUUGGGGGAUAUAAGUAUAAAGGAUAAAAGUUGGCAUAACGCACCCAACUUAAGUAAACCACUGUUUGGAUGGAUACUUGCGUAUUUGUUGAUGCUCUUGGUUUGCGAAUUACCCGAACUUUCUUUGUGUGCAAGUGUGGCAGGAUCCAAAGUUAAACAUGAAGGAUUUUGUCCCAACAAGCUAAAUUCCAAUCUGUGGGUUGAUGCGCAAAGCACCUGCGAGAGGGAAUGCAACGUCGAUGAGGACUGCGCAGACUUUGAGAAAUGCUGCACCAACGUGUGUGGCCUCAACAGCUGUGUGGCUGCACGUUUCUCUGAUGGCACUCCUGCCCAGCCAGAUGGGCAGGGUGGAGGAAAAGGAAACGAUGCCCCCACCUCCACUGCUACCUGUGAGGGCUUCAUCUGCAGCCAGCAGGGGGCAAUCUGUGACAUCUGGGAUGGACAGCCCAUCUGCAAGUGCCAGGACCGGUGCGAGAAAGAGCCCAACUUCACCUGUGCUUCAGAUGGCCUCACCUACUUCAACCGCUGCUACAUGGAUGCAGAGGCCUGCAUCCGUGGGGUGAGUUUAACUGUGGUCGCCUGCCGUUUUUACCUGGCCGGGCCUCACACCAGUCCACUGCCUCAGGACACCACAGCCAACCCCACGCCGACAUCCUCGCAGGAGGAUCCAUUGCCCCCCACACUGUACUCCAACCCUCACCACCAGUCUAUCUAUGUUGGAGGCACAGUCAGCUUCCACUGUGACGUUAUUGGAGUCCCCAGACCUGAUGUAACAUGGGAGAAACAGAGUGAAAGGCGCGAACGCCUGGUCAUGAGGCCUGACCAGAUGUAUGGCAACGUGGUUAUCACCAACAUCGGUCAGCUGGUCAUUUAUAAUGCACAGGUGUGGGAUACAGGUAUCUACACCUGCAUUGCACGUAACUCUGUGGGAGUUCUUCAUGCAGACUACCCGCUGUCUGUUAUCCGCCGGGCUGAUGAUGAUUUCUCUGAAGAUCCUGAGAUGCCCAUGGGCCGGCCAUUCUCACCAGCAGACUGCCUGGCUGAAGUAGACCUGAGAGUGUGCAGUGGUGAGCGUCAUGUAGACUGGUAUUAUGACAGCAAGCUGGCCUCCUGCAUGGCUUUCAGCAACGGUGGAUGUGACGACAGCCGCAACCGAUUUGAGACUUAUGAGGAGUGCAAGGCCUCCUGUCAGAGAGAGGGGAUGGGCAUCUGCUCACUGCCUGCUGUCCAGGGCCCCUGCAAAGCUUGGGAGCCACGUUGGGCCUGGAACUCACUCAUGAAACAGUGCCAAGCCUUUGCCUAUGGUGGCUGCCACGGGAAUGCCAACAGCUUCCGCACCAAGAAGGAGUGUGAGGCAAACUGCCCACAACCCAAAAGGAAACCUUGUAAGACCUGUCGGGUGAAGGGGAAAAUGGUGCCCAGUUUAUGCCGGAGUGACUUUGCUAUUGUGGGGCGGCUGACAGAACUGGUGGAGGAUCUGGACUCUGGGUUAGCCCGCUUUAGCUUGGAAGAGGUCCUGAGAGAUGAAAAGAUGGGCUUGACUUUCUUUAAUACCAAACACCUCGAGGUCACUAUAGCCAAGAUAGACUGGAGCUGUCCCUGCCCCAACAUCACCAUGGAGGAAAACCCUUUGCUGGUGAUGGGUGUAGUGCAGGAUGGCAUAGCCAUUAUCCAAUCAGACAGCUAUGUCAGAGCCAUAACUGAACGCAGACUCAAGAAGCUACGUGAGGUUCUGGGUAAAAAGACCUGUGAGGCAUCUUAAAAGUCCCAGAACUCAGACUUGGUAGCCCACAGAAAGUUUGUGGUCACCUUUACCUUUAGCACUGAAGAUGAGCAUCAGAACUGCAACGAGAAAAGCUGAUAUUUAAUAACAGCUUUUUACAUCAAAAGACAAAAACAUGUUCAAUACUGUAUGUUCAUUUGUACGUACAAUACAUAUUCGUUACAACACAGUUUGUACUACAUUCCAGAGUUAAUAUCAGUGCUGAAAUGCUCCCUCUUUAAAAAAGUUUCAAUCUAGUCUAGUGUUUUGAUGUUUUCUGAACGUUCAUAUUCUAAAAAAUGAGAUAGUAGCAGGAUAGCAGCCGCACAGGUGGAUUAACUUGCAAAAAAUCCUAGCUUAUGAUAUGAAAGAUUUAGACUUUUGUUGUGUUUUACUGUUUAUUUUGUAUUGUCCUCUUUAUAUUAGUUAUAGGUGUUUUAAAUAGGUUUCCUUCUGUUGUUAUGUCUAAUUUUAAGAUCUAAUGCACGGGAAG
Molecule: messenger RNA, 3501 nt
Organism: Larimichthys crocea (large yellow croaker)
Lineage: Eukaryota; Metazoa; Chordata; Actinopteri; Sciaenidae
Gene: wfikkn1
Product: WAP, follistatin/kazal, immunoglobulin, kunitz and netrin domain containing 1
Exons: 2
Coding region: 1221-3008 (595 amino acids)
Biological process (GO): transforming growth factor beta receptor signaling pathway
Cellular component (GO): extracellular region
Molecular function (GO): receptor antagonist activity; serine-type endopeptidase inhibitor activity; transforming growth factor beta binding
Source: RefSeq, a predicted model, not a curated record